Messenger RNA from Thamnophis elegans (Western terrestrial garter snake), 3919 nucleotides. RefSeq names its product succinate dehydrogenase assembly factor 2, mitochondrial-like. The coding region runs from base 244 to 711 and encodes 155 amino acids. NCBI's taxonomy places the organism in Eukaryota, Metazoa, Chordata, Lepidosauria, Squamata, Natricidae. The record is from RefSeq and is a predicted model, not a curated record. The transcript has 4 exons. Gene Ontology annotation, biological process: tricarboxylic acid cycle; protein-FAD linkage; mitochondrial electron transport, succinate to ubiquinone. Gene Ontology annotation, cellular component: mitochondrion.
CCCGCCUGUUCCGGUCUUCUAAUGCUUCUACGCGCAAGAAAGCAGCGAAGCCCAAAACUUCCUAUUUGGCUCCCUUCCCGGCGGCGUUCGACGGGUGGCCGUUUUCGAACGGGACCGGAUUAAGACGCACGCGCGAACGAGCUUUCUAUGGCUAGCUGAGGAAAGCAAGCGCACUCUGGUUCGCGUUACCUUGUUCGUCUAUGGUCGAGAGCGAAUGAUAGAGUCGCUCGGGGAGGAAGCAGGAUGGCGGCUCUAAUGGUUCGGCGCGUCUUGCUGCUGCCCGGCUGCCUCUCCCGCUCGCCCAAGUAUGGCUAUCGCGGGGAUUCUCCGUCUGACUCCGGGAAGGACCUGCUGGAGAUCCCGCUCCCUCCCUGGCAGCCUCGGCCGCACGAGCCCCUGGCGAACAAGCGCGCCAGGCUCUUAUACGAGAGCCGCAAGAGAGGCAUGUUGGAGAACUGCCUGCUGCUCAGUUUAUUUGCCAAAGAGAAUCUGAAUCAAAUGAAUGAACAACAACUGGACCUUUAUGACCGCCUAAUAAAUGAGCCAAGCAAUGAUUGGGACAUAUACUCCUGGGCAACAGAAACAAAGCCUGCUCCAGAAAUCUUUGAGAAUGAAAUCCUACAGAUGCUAAGAGAGUUUACUAAAAACAAGCACAGAGAGAAGAGACUACGACAACCAGAUCUCGAAUAUCUUGCUGAAAGCUCCCACUGAUCUUGUGUGCAUUUCCAUAAAUGCCCAGUUUAGAGAAUCCUUUAAAAUGUAGAAUCAUAUUUGUGCUUCGUGGGCUCCUCUUAAACUAUGAUAUACCUAAUCUGUGAAUUUUCAUAUAAGCAGCUAUUUUUUUCCUGUAUUGUACUGCUCUGAAAUAAAGCUGUUUUUUCUCCUCAAAAGAAGGGCUGAAACACAGAUUGGGUAGUAGUGAUGAGAUCACUACUGCACUUUAGAAAUGUAUUUUAUUUAUUAAAUUUUUAAACCAUUGUAGUCAUGCAGAUCUUGGCAAUUUAACAGAAGUUGAAAUAAUUGUAAUAUAUGUUUUUUAAAUUAUUUAAACUGUAACAUAUAUAUUUGUGUGUGUUUUUGUGGGUGUAAUUUCUAAGGCGCAAUUUUAACUACUGAAAAGGCCCUUUAACCUGCUCCCCAAAGGUGAAAGGAUGGGGCUAAACCUAUAUCUAUUAGCUGGCAGUAAUCAUAAUGGAGAAGCACCUCCUUGUUGUAGACCCUGUAAUCUCCCAUGAGAGAUUAAGAUGAGGAAUGAAGACAGUAGGCCUGAUGCCUAGCUAUAUAAGACAUUAACAGGUUAAAACGAACACUUCAGAUUGCAUGGAGAUUUACUGGCUUUCAAGGCAGGGUUCAUGGCAUCAGUGCCAGUUAGCAUGCAGGCCAUUGUAUGUUGUGCCUCUGCAGUUGCAGAAUAGCUUUUAAAAGCAAACUCCAUAUAGAGUGAAUUGCAAUUGGCUAAUGUGUCGCUGAGUUACGAUCCCCCCAGCUCCAGACAGUCACAACUGGCACCCUAGCUGCAACCUCCUGGCUGUCACUAGAAUCAAAGAAUCAUAUGGCUGGAAAGAAUCUUGGCGAUCUAGUCCAACCCCUUCCCAAGGCAGGAGAACUACCUUUUGCCUACCUAAUAGUAUCUGUCCAGUACUAGCCACCUAAGUCUUGGAUUCCCCUUUCAAAGGCAAUGGUACCCUUAUAGGAGAGAACCCACAACUGGGAGAACUUUCGUGUACCCACAACAACUCUGUUUUGCUUGAGUUCUGUUGUGGCCCAUUUUUCCCCAUCUAGAUCCUGAAAGCUGUCUGACAUAGUUAGUGGAUGAUGGAAACAAAAGCUGUCAGUGAUAGUUGAUUCAUCAAGGAAUAUUUCUGUUAAUUCCAUUGGGUAUUGCCAAUUCCAGGCUUUCUGUGCAGAGGUUAAUAUUGCAUGUAUGUUGAGGAUUUUGACUCAGAAAUAUGCAAACACGAUAACCACGAUUUUAUUGGCAUUUAUAUUAACUUGUCUAUUAUCCAUUUAUUGACAAUUGUGGCAUUUUUAACAAGAUAGCAACUGAUGAGUAAUAAUGUGCAAUGAGAUACCAUGUGAACAAAAUUAUAUUCAGAUAUAUCAGUGCAAAUAUUACUCUGUAUGCAGCAACUUUAUUCCUGCUUGGCCAAUUUUUGCCAUCUAUCUGGCACAGCUAUUGCUGUUCUAGGGUUUUUCAGGCAAGUAUCAGAUUUUUGUAAAGGAGAUUUCACAGGCAUUUUUUGCUUUUGGAUUCAGAUGCUGCUCUGUUCUCGAACCUAGAUAGAGGGAUUUAAAAAAUGACUUGGGAGUAAGUGAUCUAUAUUGUAAUCAAAUCAUCUGUCCCUGUCUUAGUGGUCAUGAGAGUUUUGCAUUAGAGCUCCCAUCAUCCCUGACUAUUUUGACUGAUGAUUCAUAGACAGAAAUAAAUUUUCAGAGAAGCUUGUAAAUGACAGGUAUCCAAAGUUUUAUUUUUCCUGGUAUUUUAAACAUACAGGACAGAGUUAAAGAAAGAAAUUAUUUACUGUACAUCCUUUUGUUGCCACAAUAUUCCUGUGGCAUUGCCUGGAACUACCACAAGGUGUCAUUAUAUGCAUAUAGGUGCUACUCUCAAUGCUAUUGAAAAUGAAGAUUUUAGAUACAGGUUUGAUCUAAUACACUAUGUAGCUUUAUGUCUUAGGACUUGUUUAGGGAUUUGAUCCAGGUUUCACAGAUUCUUAAAUCAACCAAUAUACAGAUCCAAGAAGAUAGUUUUACAUUCUCAAACAGCUAUGAUUAUGAUACAAAAAUCUGCACUUGGAAUUUGCUGACACUUAAAUGUGCAGACUUGUAGAAAGCAUUUUGCCUAUAUAUAAAUCCAUUUUGUGCUAUCAGUAUUGCUUCAAGUCUCACAAAUGGAAUAGCAUUAUAACCGUAAAAUUAAUUGUUUCUGUGAAUCUAGUCUGACACUGGAUUGAAGCUAUAAUUGGAAUAUUGCUAGGAAAACUCCCAUUUCUCAUUACUCUGAAGGUUAACUUUGAACAUCCCCGCCACACCUGAUGAGAAUCUGUAAUGUGUCUGCCAUGUUAAAAAGCCCCCAAACUGAUUCCACUGGCUUUUCCACUGGAUUCUAUAAAUGUGACUGUCUUGUGGACAGGUUCUUUUGAGCUGGUUGCUAUAAGCUAGUUGCUAGGAUACAUAUUGUUACUUCAGUUCUACACAUUCCUCCAAGUUCCUAACUUAAGGGAAUAAUUUAGUCCUCUGGGACACUACAAGGAUUCUGCUUACUGCAGUAAACCAAUCAAUAUCUUGACUGGCAGGUAAGGACAUGGUAUUGCAAGAUCUUGACAUUGCUUCAUAAAACAAGUUUUCAGGAUAGAGGAGCAUUUUGCCUCGAAUUUGUAUGUGGUUUGCCUUCUGUUUAUUAUACCAACCAAAUUCUAUUCAGACUUGUGAUGACCACUUUAUCAUAGAUUUGCUAGACAUAUUUGAUUCCUUUUAAGGAUAAUAUUGUAGAGAAAACUAUUAUUUAAAAUGUGUACUUUGCUACUGAACUUUGAGCACUGAACUGUAAAUUCAGAGUAAUUUAUUGAAGGGUUGAACGUAGUGCAUUUGAAAAUGUUAGUGCUUACACAUCUUUAGAUACAACAUCUCUUUAAAAGUGGCUAUGUUACUUAAAACCUGAUUUAGGUCUUGUCCCCUAGCUACGUAUAUACAUUAGAGAAUGCCUACACAUUCCAGAAGAGUAAGUACCUAUGUCUAUAUAUUAUCAGUAUAUUGGAUAUUUUGGCACUGGAAAGUUCUGUGGUUGAAGUUUUAGAUGUUGCUAAUGUUUGUGCACAAUGGAUAAAAAAAGAUGAAAAGGAUGAUUCUUUUGGAGGAAUCAAGCUCCAACAGUACAAGUUUGAGUACAAGCUCAAAAAAAGAAGAGGCUUGUCAUUAC